AUGCCUCUUCUUCAUACAAACAACCACCUCACCAUGGAAAACCCUCCUAGAUUCAAAUUUACACCCAUCUUCUUCAUCAUCAUUUCCCUCUCCCUUGGCUUAAUUUCAUUUGUCUUGUGUGUAGCAGCCGAGAUAAAGAGAAAUAAGGAGAAGGAUCUCAGGUGGAAUGGGAAGCUGUGUUAUUUGCCAUCAAGCAAGGCCUUUGGAUUGGGAAUAGCAGCUUUGGUUAGUUUCUUUCUUGCCCAGAUGAUUGGGAAUUCUAUAUUAAUAUUAAGGAAUUGUUGUUGGAGAAGAAAAAGUACAUCCCAGUACAAGAUGCCUGCUGUUGCAAAGGUUCUGGUUUUGAUAUCUUGGGUGAGCUUUGGACUUGCAGCUAUUUUACUGAUUGUAGCCACAAGCAUGAACAGAAGACAGGCAUAUAGGGUAGGGUGGUUGAAUGGUGACUGCUACCUAGUCAAGGGAGGAACUUAUGCUGGUUCAGCCAUAUUGGUCCUAGUCACAGUGUGUUCUGUAAAUGGUUCGGCUUUCUCAACAAUAAAAUCCACCCAAGCAAAGCAGCAUACAAAAGUACAAAAGACAAUGGGGUGA
This is a messenger RNA of Sphenostylis stenocarpa, 588 nucleotides long. Lineage: Eukaryota; Viridiplantae; Streptophyta; Magnoliopsida; Fabales; Fabaceae. The record is from the annotation of a GenBank genome assembly.